AUGGUCCGGACAGUUGUCAAGGCCGCGGUGACUGUGCUCGCUGUAAAACAUCAUUCCAUUUCGAUUGAACUCGUUUCUCUGCACCCGUUGGCAGUCACUGUCCAGGAUAUCCCGGCCGCGGUGACUGUGCUCGCUGUAAAACAUCAUUCCAUUUCGAUUGAACUCGUUUCUCUGCACCCGUUGGCAGUCACUGUCCAGGAUAUCCCGGCCGCGGUGACUGUGCUCGCUGUAAAACAUCAUUCCAUUUCGAUUGAACUCGUUUCUCUGCACCCGUUGGCAGUCACUGUCCAGGAUAUCCCGGUUCCCACUGCGCCCAAGAGGGGGCCGGCCAAGGGUGCCAAGUACACAAGACGCGUGGAACAGCAGAUCAACUUCUGGUCCCAGCGAUGCCAUACCUUCUGCAUCAAGCCGACAAAGUUCCGCAAGGACGCGGAAAACGUCCUGAAGCAAAUGCGGAAGGAGCUCGACGUCAAGGGCGACUGGGCCAGCAAGCUGUCUGCAGAUGCAUUGGACCAGCUUCAAGGAGCUGCCGAGGCAGGGUGUUGUCUUGAGCCCUGUACUGCACUGUCGCGUCAAUAG
Symbiodinium sp. CCMP2592 is the source of this 579-nucleotide messenger RNA. Lineage: Eukaryota; Dinophyceae; Suessiales; Symbiodiniaceae. The record is from the annotation of a GenBank genome assembly.